Molecule: messenger RNA, 1312 nt
Organism: Drosophila subobscura
Lineage: Eukaryota; Metazoa; Arthropoda; Insecta; Diptera; Drosophilidae
Gene: Nuf2
Product: rootletin
Exons: 3
Coding region: 72-1271 (399 amino acids)
Cellular component (GO): Ndc80 complex; kinetochore
Source: RefSeq, a predicted model, not a curated record
AACUUGGUCACACACCACAUUUGUUUUGGCGUCACUUUGAAUUUUGUAAUUUAAAAGCAAUUUUAGCAACCAUGUCUAAGAACCAGCCAAUUAGCAACGAGAUGGAAAUGGUGCUUCAGCAGGGAAACACGCUGAUGCCAGAUCUGCAUAUACGUCCCACCGAUCUGGCCAAUCCCACCGAGGCUUUCCUCACCAAAGUCUAUGUUCAGUAUUUGCGCUGCUUCGGACUACGGGCGGAUCCACCAUUUAAUGUCGACAACGAGGGCACCGAUACGUCGCGCGAGAAGCGCGUCUUCCUGGUCAAGCUGUGCCGGCAAGUGGAGCGAAUAAUGCAGAUUACCUUUCCCAACAAGACGUACACGUACCUGGACAUAAUCAGGCCAGCACCCAAGAAGACAAUCAAAACACUGGACUUUCUGUUCAACUAUUUGGCGUACUACAAGCUGUUCAAGCGUUCGGUUCUAGUGCCCGUCGAGGAGAGCAUCAGAACGCGCGAGGCGCUCAUCGCUGAAAUCACAUCCAAGCGGUGUCAGUUGGAGAAUCGAAAGGAGAAGGCAGCCACUGUUAAGGUUGACAUUGAAAACUGUCAGUUGGCCAUAGACGAGUUGCGCGAGGAGCUGCCCAAGGCUCAGGCACAGUUGGCCAAACACAACAAGACAUGCAACGAACAGAAAUCGGCGCUGGAUACGCUGGAGACUCAGCACACAGAGCUGACCAGUCAGAUCAAGCACUGGGAGCAGCUGGUCGUAGAGGAUGACCAGGUUCUCAACAUAAAGAAGCAAAUCGAAAGUAUGUCCCGAAACAUAGAGAACUGCAAGGAAGAGUUGGCCGUGCAGGAGCAACUCUUCAACGAUCAUCGCAGCAAAAUAGAAGCCAAUCUGAAUAUGGUCAUUGAGGUAGAGAAGGCCUUGGAGGUGCUGCCGGCCAGCUUGCUGGACGAUUACAAGGAAAACCUCAAGCAGCAGGAGCUGAUGGAGAAGCAGCUGCCCGCCCUGGAGGCCCAGAAUCAGAAACUUCUCAACGAAAUUGAUGUCAACAAAACGGAGCUCCAGCAGUCCGCCGAGCAGUUACAAACACGCAAGGAGAAGUACGAUGAGGAGUGCCAAAAGUUCCAGCAGCAAAUCGAUGUGCAUAAGACCGCCCUGGAGGAGCAGAAAAGAGCCGAGGAAAAGCGAUCCAAGAAUUUGGAAAUGUUGCAGCGACAAGUAGAAGAACAAGAGGCAAUGGGCAAGGUGAUUGAAGAGAUGUUGGUAGCACUUGGUAAAAACUGAAAGGGUCCACUUAAUAUAUUGAUUUUAUUCUAGAUUUUUAA